AUGAACUCCGCUAGCGUUUCCAGCAAGGCCAAUAUCAUUGGUAUACCAGCUGACGAUCCCAGAUACACGAAUCCUGUGUCGCAGGAGAUUGGAUCUAACGGGAAACCGAAACGGAACACUUUUGCGUGUUCAAGCUGUCACGCUGUGAAGCAGCGUUGUAUUCCGACUGACGCGAACGAUAUAUACCGUAAACCAUGUACCCGGUGCCUAAAGUUCAAGAAGCUGUGUGUGUUUGAUCUGUCAAAACGUACAAGACGUAAGCGGCGUUCUAAUCAUGUCGCUGCUGCCGCCGCUUCUGCCGCUAAGAACGGGAACAUGAUGCAUUCAGUGUUGAUCCUUGGGCGGAAUUCACGACUUCCUGAUAAAGGUCAUUUCCCUCAGUCACAGCAUUACGUCACCAAGGAUAUACACCGCCACCAGGCACCCCAGUCGACGAACUGGGAUAAUGCUUCGCCAUUGGAAGUAUUUUCUGAGAGGCCAUCGAACCAAUGUAUCGAUGUGGCGAGGGUUUCACCGGGUGUAUCGACUUUGCCCGCUCCGUUCCCACCGCCGUCGCUUGUUCAUGGUUCUGUAGAUCAUGAUCAGUUAACUGACCCGGAGGGUGAAGAUGUAGAAGAAAACGACGACGAUGAUGACAGAGGAAAGGCCCUUUUGCGACAAGAAUUUGGAAUGCUAUCGGACUGUUUUAAAGAGAAAUUAGGACACGUUUCUGAAAGGCUAAGCAUAGAAGCUAAAAAAUGGAAUUUGUUCGUUGAAUCUGCGGCAGCGAUUCCCAUCCCCAGUGAUCCUGUUGCAAUUGGUAUUCUCUCGGCAGAGGAUGCAAUGCAUCGCUUAGAGCUCUAUGAAAAAUACAUGCUUAGUGAGCAUCAGUUAUCGUUUAUCCGUAUUCCAAAGUAUGACUCGAUCAAGCAGUUCAGGCUUCAGCAGCCUAUCUUAUUCUCUACUCUGCUUGCUGUUGCAUCUGUUGUGAUGCCUCAUUCCCCAGGACUCGAACUAAUCAACAUGAAGCUGGAUAACCUUGUGCUUACUCAUAUUACCCACUAUUGCAUGAGAAAUGGUGAGAAGGCGGUCGAACUCUUGAAAUCAUUAAUCCUGCUUUGUCUUUGGUACAACUUUCCUGAAUGGUCGAAUAAGUCCAGAUACCACCACUUUAACUACCUUUGUUACAACUUGGUUAGAGAACUCAGCGUGGCGUAUAUGCACAAAUCGUUGACCAUUAUUGGGGAGAAUCACGAUCAACACAAAGUUGGCACUAUUCUUGAGGAAGACCCUGACUAUCCACGGUUGAUACUUCUGGUGUAUAUUAGCUCUUUGAGUAUCUCUAUAUUUUUGCACCAGCCUAUCCAGCUCAAGUGGUUUCCCAUGGUGGAGAAGGCUUGUAAUGAUAUUCUGAGUGGCGAGUACGUUUCUGAACUGUACUCUGUGGAGGAAAAUCAAAUGUUAGUAACAUUUGCAAAAUUGCAUUUAUGUCUGGAUAGAACUUAUACCAUGCUAAGUGAAAAUUCAGAUGGUGAUUUUGUUACCAUUGACCAAGAAAAUUUGAUCAAUGUCUUGGUUGAAGAAUUAACUGUUAUUAAAAUGCAGAUACCUGCACGCUUCCUCAAUAAUAUGACAUACUUUUAUACUGUGGAGGCAUAUGUAUACGAGUCUGUGGUUUCGAGCUAUUUUUUAAAGAAUACCAAUCCUGCUGCGUCCUUACCGGAGAAUAUUGGUAAGGCAUUCACAACAGCGGCCCAAAAGUCCCUUUCUGCCCUCAAAGGGUUGCUGGAUUUGGAUCCCAAUAUUGUUGUUUCACUUCCACUUUUGAAUAUCUCUAGAGUCGUAUACACCAUGGGAAUGGCUCUUUUACGGUUAAGGUAUACGUCAAUAACUGUACCAUCCUUCGAACAUUUAAAAUCAUCCACGGUUGAAAUUUUACCCGUCCUUCAGAGAUUUGCUAUAUUUUUGGAUGAAUUAAACGAGAAGUUUCCAUACAACAGGGCUAUUUCUAAAUUGCAGUAUGUGGCUGCUUUAUUCAUUCAUACUUACUCUAACAAACUAAGGACUUGUAUAUAUGAUGGUGAUAGUCCAUUUGAAUCUUUUGAAUCUUUACAUGAUAUAUCUUCAACAACCACGUUUGAUAUAAACUCUCAUAUAUCAAAGCAGGAUAUUAGAGACUAUUUGAAAUUCGAUGCUUUUCAUAACGGGACUUUACAUGAAUUUCAGUCAGAUUUGCUAAAAAUGACAAGCAUAAUGGAUCAGAGGGAUAAGAAAUUACAUAAUAUAAAGGUUAAUUCGAUACACAAAAGCCCCGUUAAGACACAUUCAUUUCAUAUUACUAAUGGACAAGCAGCUCGAGAACCAACCGCCGCCGCACAUAUGAUAGAUUAUCUAUCAGAUUAUUUGGUUGACAAUGCAUUCGUGGAAAAUGAAUACGAUGCCUUUAACGAAGAAGUCUGCGGAAGCGUGCUAUUCAAUCAGCUAAAAUAG
This is a messenger RNA of Eremothecium cymbalariae DBVPG#7215, 2469 nucleotides long. RefSeq names its product War1p (gene WAR1). Gene Ontology annotation, biological process: regulation of DNA-templated transcription. Lineage: Eukaryota; Fungi; Ascomycota; Saccharomycetes; Saccharomycetales; Saccharomycetaceae. Gene Ontology annotation, molecular function: transcription cis-regulatory region binding; DNA-binding transcription factor activity, RNA polymerase II-specific; zinc ion binding. Bases 1 to 2469 code for a protein of 822 amino acids. The transcript has a single exon. Gene Ontology annotation, cellular component: nucleus. The record is from RefSeq and is a predicted model, not a curated record.